Messenger RNA from Malania oleifera, 789 nucleotides. RefSeq names its product cyclin-dependent protein kinase inhibitor SMR1-like. The coding region runs from base 111 to 533 and encodes 140 amino acids. Lineage: Eukaryota; Viridiplantae; Streptophyta; Magnoliopsida; Santalales; Ximeniaceae. The record is from RefSeq and is a predicted model, not a curated record. The transcript has a single exon. Gene Ontology annotation, biological process: regulation of DNA endoreduplication.
CGCAUCCCCAACCAGUUUCUGUUUUUCCACCGCUCUCUAUAUAAACCCCAAACCCUCUCCUGAAAUCUUCGUUCUUUCUCCUAGCUUCUCGUCUUCAAUUCUUCAUACCCAUGUCCAUGGAUCUCCAGUUGCAACUUGAACUCCCCACUCGCCGGCCGCCGCUGAUUCGGGUCCGCAUGCCGGAUUCCUCCGACACCACAGGCGACGCCGGCUGCCCUGUUGAUAACAACCGUCGAUCUGCAGAUUCCGACGCAACCGGCGACAACGGCUGCGUAAUUGAAAGCAAUCUCCAAACUGCAGAGGAUUCUGACGAGUCGUCGUGCCGAACGCCGACUUCCGAGGAACACAAAAUUCCGGCGAUCCUGAGCUGCCCGCCGGCGCCUCGGAAGCAGAAGGCGGUGCUCUCGUGCAAGAGGAGAAUGUCGUGGGAGCCGGAAUUCCGUCAGAUCGUGCCAGCAGAAGAGCUGGAGGAUUUCUUCCGAUCGAGCUUCGAGGCUGUCGCCGGCGCUAAGAGACGGUGUACCUGUAUUUGAAUUCGGCGGUAUUUAAUUUGCUUGUCCGCGCUUCAAUCUCCUCCAAUUUGAUUUUUUUUAUACGAAUAUAGCAUUUAAAUUAAGACUCCUCAACUGAGGUUGGCGAAUUAAUCAGAAGUGUAUGUCAUCUUCGUAUCCCCAAUUUGAUUCGGAUACGGGUGAAUUACGAUGUCCAGAAUUCUGGACGAUUUGAAUCUGUAGCAUAAGUAUACAAUUCAUAUAUAUCAAUAGAUUCUAACUGGUGUUGAAGGUGAAA